Molecule: messenger RNA, 1309 nt
Organism: Rosa rugosa (rugosa rose)
Lineage: Eukaryota; Viridiplantae; Streptophyta; Magnoliopsida; Rosales; Rosaceae
Product: putative glycine-rich cell wall structural protein 1
Exons: 1
Coding region: 306-1130 (274 amino acids)
Biological process (GO): regulation of developmental process; innate immune response
Source: RefSeq, a predicted model, not a curated record
UACGUCCCCGCCGUCAACUUCAUCUUUCAAAGUUCAAAGUUCAAAUCAGCCUCGUGCUUGAAGAAGCGAGCUCGCCAGCCAUGCAGUUUCCCCUCUGUUUCUCCAGCUAGGCCACUCAGUCAAAUAUACGAAUCUCACAUUCACAUUCCCACAAAUGAUGCACCAGUACGACGAAUUGUAGUAGUAUAUAUAGGGCACAAAUCUAUACCAUCUUACACAGCUCAAAUCCUUCUGCGUGCAAACAACAGUGCUUGCUUACUUCUGAUUACCUUGAUCAAAGCAUUCACUCACGACAUAUAGUCCAGAUGGCCAACAGUUCCAAGCUUCUCUUCUCCUUGUUUGUUCUUGUUCUUGUAAUUACCUCUAGUUGGGUUCUGAUGGUAUCAGAAGCACGUCCUCUGAGAAUUGGUAGUGGUUUGUUUGUUAUUGAUGGGUUGUACAUUGAAGCAAUGAAGGCUGGUGGAGGUCCAAGUCCUGGUGGAAAAGGUCAUGCCUUCAGCAGUUCUCAAAUUCUUGGAGGAAUCAAAAAUGGAGGUCCAAGCUCAGGAGGGAAAGGUCAUGGCUUCACAGAUUCUCAAAUUCUUGGAGGUAUCAAAAAUGAAGGUCCAAGCUCAAGUGGAAAGGGUCAUGCCUUCACUACUUCUCAAACUCUUGGAGGGAUCAAAAAUGAAGGAGGUCCAAGUCCAGGUGGAAAAGGUCAUGGCUUCACCGAUUCUCAAAUUCUUGGAGGUAUCAAAAAUGAAGGUCCAAGCUCAAGUGGAAAGGGUCAUGCCUUCACUACUUCUCAGACUCUUGGAGGGAUCAAAAAUGGAGGAGGUCCAAGUCCAGGUGGAAAAGGUCAUGGCUUUACGGAUUCUCAGAUUCUUGGAGGCAUCAAAAAUGGAGGUCCAAGUCCAGGUGGAAAAGGUCAUGGCUUCACUGAUUCUCAAACUCUUGGAGGGAUCAAAAAUGGAGGUCCAAGCUCUGGUGGAAAGGGUCAUGCUUUCACCAAUUCUCCUACUCUUGGAGGGAUUAAAAAUGGAGGUCCAAGUCCAGGUGGGAAAGGUCAUGCCUUCACUAGUUCGUAUCCUACUCUAGGACUUGGAGGGAUCAAAGAUUCUGGUCCAAGCCAUGGAGGCAGUGGAAACUAAUGAAGUCCAUGCAUGGUUGGUUCAAGUCAUAAGACAGUAAUGAUUCUUUCCAUUCUAUUUUACUAGUAAUUCAUUCAAUUUUUGUUAUCCUAUUUCAUUGAUUGAUGUCGAGGUGUCUAAUCUCUAAGAAUAAUGUACUGGUUAAAGUCAUGUCUACUGUUGGUGUUUGACCACCAAAA